AUGCACAAUGCAAACCAUAUCUUCAACGCUAUCCAUGCCUCAAUGCGCCUGUGGGGCUCAUCACUUCAUCACAAUGGCAUGUCAUUCUUCCUGGCCACUGUCCCGGAGGGCAUCCAGCUCUAUCACGGAAACGCCCGAUCAGACCCUAUCAAGGAGAUCGGGUGGAUGGCCUUUGAACCUGACCAUGCGAUGGUCUUUGCUCGUCCGUCUCAACGACCGUCUCCGGCUAAGUUUCAGGACGAGCAUUUACAACAUGCAAUGGCGCCUGAGGAUCCGCCUGCGGAUGAUUCAGGUUUCCUACAUACGUUCAUAACUGCGAAGGAACUGCGUCUUGUUUAUAUCGAUGGUACCUCUGCAGGUAAAUCGCAGAUUGGUACUCUGGACUCCCAGGAUCGUAUUUUGUUCAAUGAUACCCUGCAUGGUGGUGUGGGGAUGGAAGAUCAGCGGGCGAAGGCUGUCUGUCGUAUUGCGCAGACGGAAUGGGAAGGACGGAUUGAUGGUGUUAUUCGGAUGGCUGCUGGAUUUGAGAUCAUUCUAUGCAAUCCUGAGGUAAAUCUGGUACCUGUGCAGGUGACCCAGGUCAGAUACCCUGGUUUCACGAAGGGGCCAAACAAGGAUGGAACGGGGAAGCCGAAGGGCAAGCCCGGUGAGCUUCUCAGAGCAGUCACAUCUCGGUUUCAUGGUAUCGGGGGUGAGCGGGUUCGAGUGAACUACGAUCAUUUUGUUACGGCUUAUAGCUACGAUCUUGACUUUUUCCCUGGGGAUAGCAAGCUGCCGCGUUUGACACAUUUGUCAAGCGAAGUGCUACAGCCUAUCCGUGAUAAUUUGACGCAUUUGGUGCUGACGCACGAUCCCAAUGAUCACUCGGUAAACUGGCAGGCUGUUGCAGACCUGAUUGUUGAGAAAUACGGUCGAUUUCUCCAUGGCCUACUACCACGGAAACAUCACUAUGGUGACUCUGAUCUUCCUGAGUUUAUUGUUACCCAGAUUGACCGUCUCAUGGCACCGUUCAUCGAUGUCCGAAGCGAAGAUGACGAGCAGGCUAUAAAGCUCUGUUCUACCCAGUUUGUUCCACUUCCCACUAACAAUUCAUCUCUUGCUCACAGAGCGUUGUACACUGUUAAUCACCGGAUAUGCUCGACAUUGAUAGCUGUAAGAAAAGAGACUGACCUCCGGACUAUGGUCUCUCCGAUUCGGGACUUGAUGGGUUAUCUGGACUGGACGGUGUGGAAGGAGUGUCGUGGGUACCAUGACGAUGAGUUCUGUGCAAUUCCCAUCUGGCCGCAAGGAUCACGAGAGGAUUAUCAUCAUCCUCGACCGCAGAAGUAUGAUGAGGCAUAUCAAGGGGAGAAUGAUUACUGGGGACCUGUAUGGGACUGA
Messenger RNA from Aspergillus pseudotamarii, 1380 nucleotides. RefSeq lists its product as uncharacterized. The coding region runs from base 1 to 1380 and encodes 459 amino acids. The record is from RefSeq and is a predicted model, not a curated record. Lineage: Eukaryota; Fungi; Ascomycota; Eurotiomycetes; Eurotiales; Aspergillaceae. The transcript has a single exon.